GCAUUCAGGGGUGCUUGCGCGAAAAUUUCCUCUUUGCUUUCACUCUUCUUCUUGUCAUCACACUCUUCUUGUUGUUGUUGGACUUGCUUGGCGACAUUCACCGUCUAUGUUAUAGCUAGCUACCGGUGGCUAUUGAGUUGUAGUAAUCACCAUGGGCAUUGUGGACUUUCUUCCCACAGUCCUCGCAGCGGCAGCCACGGACGUGGAUCUGCGCAAGUAUCGAGAUGGCAUAGGCAUGACGGUCCGAACGGGACGAAAGCGACAACGGAUCCGUCGUCCUUUGCGCAUUGGCGUGGAUAUCGCGGGAUGGAUUUACAGGGCAACCAUGCGCUAUGGAAACAUGUUGGCGGAUGAAAAUCACUUGUCCAACUAUGGGAGGUACCAGUUGAUGCAACAACAGCAGCAACAAAACCAAAAAGACAAUGACAAUAAGAAGGACAAUAAUAAAAAGGACGACGAUCAAGUGGUCCAACAAUACGUGGCCAAUUGUUGCUUGCACGUCAUGGAGCGUCUCCAGUCGUUGCAGAAGGAAACCAAUGCCGAACUAUUGGCCGUGCUCGAUGGGGACACACCACCUAUCAAAAAAGCAACCACUACCCAACGAUCCGAGGCACGAAGAGAAAAUGAACGCGUGAGAGAUGCUCCCAUGGACAUGACUACUGCUACUAAUAGUGAGAACAGCAGCAAAGAGGCCGUCCAGAAAAUGGAACGAGAACGAACCAAAGCCAACAAACGAGCCGGUGCCGGAAAACACUUUUCAAGGAUUGUGGAAGAACUCAUUUAUGCACUGCGAAUCAACCAAAUUCCAUUCCUCGUGGCACCCUAUGAAGCCGAUGGACAAUUGGCAUGGUUGUCCAAUGAAAAAUUCAUUGACUUGGUCAUUACAGAAGAUUCCGAUAUGGUGGCGCAGGGAGGCAAAUGUAUGCUAUACAAAUAUAAAGACAUGGAAACGCGAUGUGAUCCACCAAUAAUUCAACAAACACCUACCAGCAACAACUGUAACCAGAAUGACAACAACAAUCAGCAGAAAACCAAUAAUAAAGAUCCACAACAAACCACCAACGACAACAAACCCAAACGAUCUUUUGUACCAAGAGGAAAGUUGUUACUACGAGAUGAUUUGGGCGCCGUGACCAUCUCCAGGGCCUCGGGGGCUGGACAACCUAGUCUGUGCCUGAGAGACUUGUCCGAUGCCGCGCUAGCCGUCAUGUUUGUGGCAGCGGGAUGUGAUUACUGGGACAGCCUCAAGGGAAUUGGAUUGAAAACGGCAUGUGAUAUUGUCAACCGCGCCUUUCUGCAACCAAUCAAAGACGAACUCAGUCCACUCGAUGUGGUAUUUCAACAACUCUUUCAACGAACGUAUGAUCGAAACAUCUAUGCUGGGAAUGACAAUCUGCAAAAAAAGUACAAAGAGGGAUUCCUGGCAGCCCUCGUACUGUAUCGGCAUCCUAUUGUGUACAAUCCGUUCAAACAAACGUGCGAAAUUGCACACCUAGACACCUUUGAUCCGGAGUUGAUGAGUUAUGAUUCAUACAGAAACUUGUUGGAAGAUGAAGAGCGUCUCAAGAAUAUUCUCGGAGAAAUCAUUGAAGCUCCCAUGGCAACCUUCAUUGCCGAAGGAUGGGUGUCUUCGAGAAGCAAGCGGCUCUUUGAAAUGUCCAAGAAAGUGGAAAAGCUUCCAAAGGCACUACAGCAACAUUUUCACUUGGAAGAUCCUACUAAUGAUUUGGACGAUGCCAAUGACAAACAAGGCGUGGAAGAUGUGGCCAUGACAGAAGCUCCAAGUGACGACAAGGCAGCACCAACUAACGACGAAGAGGACGAGGAAACGCAACCAGAUCCCAUGGCACUGGAUACCCAACCGUUGGCCCAAGCAAGCCCAACUCCUGCACGCCGCAGCGAAAAGGGCAGCAGUCGAGAGAGAAACAACACAACAGAGGACAGUUUAAUGAACCUCGAUACUCAACCUCUGACCAAGGAACCGCAACAUGAUGUCAAAGACACAAACAAGAGGGGAAAGUUUGAUGAUGCCGACGAAGAGAUGAAUCUGGAUACCCAACCUCUGACGCAUGAACCGUUAACCCAGGAAACACUACCUUACAAAGCCACAAACAACAGCGGGAAGUUUGCUGAUGCUGAAGAAUCCUUGGAACCAGAAAAACCAGUGGAAACCCCAGAGAAAAAGAAUGGCAAGGAGCUUGAUUCUCAAGAGACGCCACCAGAUAGUAUGGGCCUUGACACUCAGCCGAUCUAGACAUUCCACGUUCAACUACAUGUAGCAAGGAAGGUUCUCCCCUCUGUGUCAGUCUAACUGCAAAUAGCCAUCUAUUAAAGGUUUAACGCUGUAGCAAGUUUAUGAAUG
Molecule: messenger RNA, 2362 nt
Organism: Seminavis robusta
Lineage: Eukaryota; Bacillariophyta; Bacillariophyceae; Naviculales; Naviculaceae
Source: the annotation of a GenBank genome assembly